CAAGCUUUCGAUCUACCCUUGAUGACAAAGAUAUUUUUGAGUUACCUAGUUUUGCUAGAGCCAAAAAUAUAGUAAAAAUAUUUCAUUCUUCUAAAAAGCCUUCUAUCCUCAAGUCUUUAUUCUUAACCUUUCGAAAAGAGCUUCUUAUUCAAUUUAUUUAUUCAAUGAUUUGGACUCUGAUUCAUUCUUUUGUUCCGCCUUAUUUUCUCCAAAAAUUAUUAUUAUACGUUCAAGACUAUCCAAAUCAUAAAGAUGAGUCGCUUGUGACGGCUUAUUCAUAUGCUUUGGGAUUAUUUUUGGCAACAGUGGUGCCAAGUUUGUGUUUCCAACAGGCAUUAUAUAUUGGCCGCCAUCUGAGCAUAAAAUGCCAGGCAAUAAUCAUUGGUGAAGUAUACCUGAAAUCUCUAUCUCGAAAAGAUACAUCAGGCAUUGUUGAAAAUGAAGAAUCUAAAAAUAAAAUUGGACAGAUUACUAAUCUUAUGGCCGUUGACGCUCAAAAAAUCUCGGAUCCAUCGUCCUACAUUUUUUAUUUAUAUUCUUAUCCUUUACAAAUCAUCAUUACUAUAGCGUAUUUGUACGCCUUGCUUGGUGUAUCAGCCUUUGCAGGUGUAUUGGUCAUAAUUAUAACAUAUCCAGCACCUUCCUUUAUUAAUAAGAGAUUCGGAACUAUUCAAAACCGUCUUAUGACCGCAACUGAUAAGCGAAUGGGUGUGAUUAACGAGCUACUACAAGCCAUUCGUAUUAUUAAGUUUUUUGCAUGGGAAGACCGCUUUCGCGCGAAGGUUAUGAACACUCGUGAGAACGAGUUAAAGGAAAUCAAAAAUCGGUUAAUGGAAUUGGUUUAUAUGACCGGUCUUUGGACGACUGUACCUCUUCUAGCCAUGUUGUCUGUAUUCUUUACGUAUACAAAAUUAUUAGGCAACGAGUUGACUGCUGCUGUUGCAUUUACCGCCCUUGCACUAUUUAAUAAUCUUGGUAAUGCCCUUGCCGAAAUGCCAUUCAUGAUUACGUCCAUUAUUCAAGCUCAAGUUUCAAUUUCUCGUAUUGAAAAGUUUUUAAACGAACCAGAACUUAAUCGCAAAAAUCCUAUUCCAAGCAUUAAUGAUCCCUAUAUCGGAUUUAAAAACGCAACUUUCCGAUGGCCAGAUGGUGAAGAUUCAAUAGAUAAUUCUUCCGUUUCUGUAGAUUUAAACACGUCAAAUCCAUUGAAUAAAUUCACUUUGAUAAAUUUGAAUAUAUCUUUUCCUGUCAACGAGUUGUCAAUAAUUUGCGGACCCACGGGUUGUGGGAAAACAAGCUUAUUGAUGGCAUUAUUAGGAGAAAUGGAAUGUUUAGACGGCCAUGUGUUCUUGCCUAGGGCGAAUAUAGAAUCUCCGAAUAAAUUGGGAGGUGCGCCGAGUGGUAUUGCUUACGUUUCUCAAACAG
Molecule: messenger RNA, 1425 nt
Organism: Racocetra persica
Lineage: Eukaryota; Fungi; Glomeromycota; Glomeromycetes; Diversisporales; Gigasporaceae
Source: the annotation of a GenBank genome assembly